AUGACCUCCAGAACCUCGCUCUCCCCUGCCUCGGGCAGUGAACAUCAAGCAGGCAGUCGUGAGAGUGCAUCCAACGCCACCAAGACCCCGCAACCACAGGUUCAGCGUCCCCCACCAGUGAAGUUGAACGUGCCACGUAGGCCACCACUGACUCCUUCGGCCAUCUUUACUCUCAUCCAAACCAUCCGUGAGGCCGGACGCCGACUGGCUAUGAGCGACCCAGCCAUCGCCACCGCCUGCACCCUUUUUCACCGCAUGGUAAGAGUGCUGACCGUGGGCGAAGAGACGGGACCCUUCGCUGUGGAGGCAGAGGCCGGUGAGACGAAUAUCACUCCGGCCUCCUUCUCCUCCACCAACGAUAUUCCUACAGCCUCCGCAAUAGAUGGAUCCAUUAGAACCACACUGGGAGAUGUUGAUCCUUACGUAAGCGCUUCUCCUUACCCUUCUUAUAGAUAUACGUCUUGGAAGCUUCGUUUUGAACGCCGCACGUUUUGAUCACUUCGUUUUUACAGUUUUGCUUUUUCUACACCAUUCUUGGGUUUCCAGUUUAGGUGACCGCGCGCGUGUGUGUAUGUGUUGCGUGAUAGGCCGACGAUGGGUCGUGGCAUUCACCGACUUAGUUCCAAUCCAGUUGGGAUACGGGACAAUCUGUUUUGUUUUUGGUCUCGGGUCUAGAGUUCUUGUAGGAGGUCGCAUGAAGAAGAGCAAUCGGUAAUCGAGAGGUGUAGUCGAUAAAGAGAGCGCAGCCUGGAAUAACUGCCUGGCUUACUUGUCAUGUCGGACACUCGUACCCCAGCCCAAGACUUGGAAUCCCUGAGGCUGGACUGCAGACUCUCCGGUCAUCGAGUCAAGCGCACAGCAAUUGAGAUACCGGUUUAGCUUCUGUCGGCGGUGGUCGGAAACGCCCAAAGCCGAAUUCACUUGGUGCUGGAACCUCGGGCCUCUCCAGCGUGGUACUGGGUUAUAGCUGUCUGACCAAAAAUAUGCCUGAAAUUGUGAAUGCGAUCCCACCUACCUUUCCCAGGAAUCUCUUAAUUAUUAGCCCAUCCUCCUUUGCUUCGUUCGGACUGUUGGACAUUCCCUUGUGUUCCUCUGAAUUCUAGAAGCUGUCCCGCCUCUGACAGCAGAAACGCAACGGUGCAUUUAACUGUUAUGCACAUCGGCCUCCUUUUUAAGUAUAUGGUAAAACGCCUGUCGUUUAAUAGACUAUCACGUGUGUAGACAUUCAAAUCGAUGUCGACAACGCUGCCAUUCUCUGUGUUUUAGUAGUAUCCUCCUUUUUCUGCAUUUCUUCGCGUAUGCCAUAGUAUAAUAGAUUGAAUGAAGCCUCGGAGGCUUACGACCCUCCUUAUUAUAGGACAAGCAACUGUCCCACUUCAUUUUCUUUGAUUCACAGGACGUAGCGAGGUCUGCCCAUUGCCUGCCUUAAUGUCCCUAAUCUGUUCAUCCCAUCAAUGCCCUUAACUUAGCAGCAGUCUAGACUGCUAGCUAAGGUUCUCUGCAUUCAGCAUUAGAUGUUGUUUGUGCCUUGACAUCGGAUACUAAGAGAGUACUGCCAUGUGUCUCUCAACUGUCUCUUUUUCCCUACCACUCAAAUGGGUAUCCAUGUAGUUCAUGUUGUUUUUGAAUGAACAUUUUAUCUUCUUCUGAUUUGUUUUAACCAGACCUCUUUGCCGUAGCCCACAUUCCCAUUCAACCGGAUUCAUAGUCUUCGAGGCAGCCAACAUAUGUGCCCAUGCGGUAAUUAUAGCCGAUGAUAACCGUCCAGAUCGCCAACAUUUGAUCUUCCGUGCUCUGGGUGGUUAAGAUGCGUGUUUGGAUCCACGUUUAUCCACCUGGAUGCGAUGAAACUGUUUGUCAUAGGCCAGCCAUUUAGGCAACGGAGCUUCUUCUGUCUUUGUUCGGUCCUCAUCCUUUCUGUUGCCGUACCGUGUCGCCCUUAGCCGGUACCUGGAAAGUGGUGCCUACCAAUCUAUUUAUUUUUUAAGCCGGAUUUGAGCAUGUCUAUUUCGCCUCAGAGGGCCGGGUUUUGAAACCUUUUACCUAUACAUAUUGACUGGUAAUAAAUAAUCGGCAAGUAUGGCUGAUAACUGACAAAUUCAAAUCUCAGGUCUUCAUCUGAGAUUGCAUGAUGACGGAAAAGAGCGAGAAAUAGGCAUUUCUCGACAGUUUCGUUUUGUCACAUAACUAACAAAGCCCAGAUCUGACACCGAGGACCACCCGGGCAUUUCGUAUCCCACGUGCAUUCACGCUGAACUGAACGCGCCUGUGGGAAUGACAGUCAGCUCUGAAUUCUGCGGAGUAACUCACUACCAGGUAGCCAGCGCCUACACUCCUCUACGAGCAACCAUUUCCUUAGCCCGUUUUUAUACUUUCUUGUGCUUGGUCUGCGCUAAGUAGGGCCGAAUGGAGCCCGACACCCCAGUUGUUUAUUGAUUAUUCAAUAAAAACUGUUCUCAUUUUGCAGACAAUGGCGAUGGCUUGUAUAAGUCUCGGGGGUAAAGUGCAGGAGGAACACCAACGCCUACGGGAUGUUAUCGUAGCCUACUACCGGUGAGUUAAUUUGUAAUACACUCGCUUCUUCGUUAGUGUGCGACUGUUGUGUAUACCUCCACGAUCUUCUGUAGGUGCAAUACACCGGCUUACACGGACGUCCACAUUUGGUGUGGUAGUAUGUAUAGUCCUCUUUCACAUGACAAUGUUUACAAACGCCUAUCGUUCCUCUAAGAUACCCAACUGAUUUUGUUUAUUCCUAACUUAGGGGACUUGCAGAUCCCGAGCACUCCUGUUCGUGGUUUUCAGGCAUUAAUUUUUUCAGGAGUUUGUGCACCUCCGCUGCUGACUAAAUAUAUUUAAACACUCCAUCUACACCGAGUGGGGACAACGUCUCUGUAGCAGACUAAACACUUAUAGUGCUUCUUUAACAGCCUUUAGGAAAAAAACGUAGCACUUCAAAGCAGAUGCACUUGCACUCUGUUUGGAUUGUACAGACUCCUCCCUUAUAUAAUGCCCGUUUUGCGCUCCAAAGUUCCUCUGCCGUUCGCACUUUUGGCGUACUGUAGACCUCCUCUCCCUGUCUUGCAGUCGCUAUUCUCUUUAGUCGACCGACUAUGUAACUUUCAUUUUACUGCACUCUAAAAAAACAAGAUUCUCCUGAAAAGCGGAUGAACACUGCGCAGAUUAAUUGUAUUUCUAAAGCUUCCGACUAGUACCUCUUUUGUCUAUCCCGAGGGGGAAUCAGACCUCGUUCGUCGGGAAUCAAUCAAGAAUUGGCGCACACUGAUCUAUUGGCCUCCCGAAACAAAGAAGCUCUGUAUGGGUGGCAAAGGUCACAAACAGACAACCAACUACCAGGCCGAAGUCGGCCAAGUAUGGUUGUCGGGAUCGCCUUCCCUUCUCAGUUUUUUCCGGGGACUCACAUUUUCGCAUCUGUUAGCGCUAUAUGUCCCAGUCACAUAUGAUUACUAUCUGAAUGUUUGAAGUCCUUCGAGUGUCUUUUCUAUGUUACAUCCGCCGAAGUCAAUUUCCCUCAAUACCUAGGGCGGAGUUAACAGUUAUUGCAAUAAUACGGUCCUCUGUUGUUUUUCUAUGCUUAGGGUUCUCCACAAAACCAAACGCCCGCCCCUCGAAGUGGGCGAAGAUUAUGACCGUCUACGAGUGAGCAUUGUUAGUUCGGAGCUUUUUCUCAUGCGCCUGCUCGGCUACCAGGUGCGGAAACCGGACCUGCCGCACACCUAUCUUCUGCACUAUAUGUCCGCCUUGUUGCAUUGGAUCGGCAAAGGCAUAGCGCACCCGGCUGGCAGUGAACUGGGCUCCGGCGACUCGGUUUCCGCGCCCUCACAGUACAGCCCCUCGGCACUGGCCCUGGCUCGGCUACCCGGCUUGGCCUGGUCAAUCCUGGCCGAUUCUUACCACACCCCGCUCUGUGUCGACUAUGCACCCGAGUAUAUUGCCGCUUCCAUCCUCCACCUGGCUCUCCGCAUUGCCGGUGUGGAAGUACCCGGAAACAGACAUUCAGAAAUGGCCUGGUGGCAGGUAGGAGAACACCUUCACCCCCUUCCCCCACUCUCCCCUCCGCCAUCAUGGUCUGUAUCAACUGAACGUAGAAAUAGGACAAUUGACUAUUCUGCUGCCUCAUCGCCACGUGUGCGUUAAGGCAUUUUGCAGAUAAAAAAAACAACGAAACCAAGUGCUUUUGCCACAAACUUGCCGCCCUAAGUAAAGCAUUUCUGUUUGUCAUCCAGGUUGGAUUGCCAGUGCUGUUAUUCAGUUGAAAAAUACCUUGCCUACAUCACGACUAAGGAGGAAGUGUAUACACCUUUUUGAGAAGAGUUUAACAUCAUGGGUGCACUCCGAAUAUUCACGUUGCAAAGAUUAAACGCGGACAGCCUUUUGUAGCACAGGCGAACAAGGUGUUCCUCUUUACAAAACCCUGGCGAUCUCCUCUAGAACACACUCUGCUCGCUGUUUGCUAGUGUAUUAUCACUAAGGUCUGUCUUUAUGCCGAAAAUUUAUUUCGUGUGAGUUGGACACGGCUUUCCCAGUAGAUACUUCCUGGCCUUGCUAGACUACGCACAACUCCAUUGGGUGGGGGAUUACCCCGCUUACCUUCAUCCAGCUUUGCGCACCAGUCGAAGCUGUUACCAGAGUGUGUUCGCUGCGCUGUGCACAGCUUAAAAUUGCAAAUGAGAGCUGGACGUUAGAUUGGGCUAGGGGGCUGGGGGUGAGGGGAAUGACCGCCUCUUGCAGCCAAAGUUAUGGUGCAAUGGUCGCUUGAUUCGAAUGAUAAUAGUGGAUAAGACGCCCAGUAUUAGCCUCACCCUCGCAUCCCAUCCCCACCGUCCAAGGACUGUGCCAAGCACUGAUUAGGUGGAACCCAGGCACAAAGCGAACAGUUUGCCGAGUUGUACGUGUUGCUGCCUUGCUUUUUCAAUCGGGCCCAACUUCACUGGGAUAGCCGCAUGCGUCAUUUUAGUGUAGGACUGAAGCUGCAGGGUUCCACAUCUCAUUUGCAGACCGACGCGGCACUUCUCCUGCCAGUGAUUGCUCCCCCCCCCGUCCUUUCCCUUUGGAGGGUCACCUAGGAGGUGAGGUAUGCGGGCAAGUGUACAGUAAAAUGUCCGGCUAAUCUCAGCAUUUUUCAGGAAUUUCCUAUAUUUUUGUAACUCCCUGUCUCCAAUCCUCAAAAAAACUAGUAUUCUACACGGCUGUUCAUCGCCAGGUUGUCGCCAACUGGCAGCGGGCGCGUGUGCCAUCAGCAUCGAAACUGUGCAUCCUCAGUGUACGGCACUUGUUCAGGUUCAGUUGAAUGGGUGUUCUAGCACCUUUUCUUCUGACUUUGUCGUGCCAUCAAAUCGCAUUCACUUGAAUCAACGUUGAUGGACAGAUCGGGUUACGCGUCGGCCCUGCAGAUUAUGAUGGACCCGAAUAGAGCAUCAGCCAGGUACCUCAGGGCAUGUACCAAACCAGAGGCGGCUAAACCGAUGCUGUGGAUAGCCUAUACAAAUGCAAGUGCAAAAUCAUCUUGCCUUACCUUCGCGUAUUUUCGGAGAAUAUAUUAGUUAGUGUCCGAUCUCGUGAGAUGUUAGCCGAAAUUCUGAAAUGUGUUUUCCGUUAGGAAGCAUUACUUAGGUGGGGUUAUGAUAUUAGUUAUCACGCGACAUAAUCCCAUGUUGUUUCGAAUUUGCCAUAGGCGAGAGCAAUAUGACGCCGUCCGCUAGAUUUGGUGAAUACUUCAGGCUAACUGUGCUUACCGCUAGUGAAAUCACCAGCUUCCUAGGUGUGUGUGUGUCGGCUGUGCUACUGCUAAUCGCUAUCACCCUGCCGCAAAUGCCCGAAAGAACGUCCUCCCUCAAGCCCUGCCUGCUUAGGCCGGCAGGGCGUCCGUAAAGGGAAGAAGUAUGACCAUGGGAGAAUCUGGGCGAGGUGAGUGGAGAUGCGCCGUGCUUAUAAGUUGCCUUCUGACAAUUAAUGGGGGCAUUUCGUGAUCAGUACCAUAUUCGACUGAAAGUUCGCUCGGACGAAGUAUCUCCAUAUAUAUAUUAACAGGCCCGCGCUGCCUCCCUUCGCGUGGCCCACCACUAAAUGGAGUGGUGGUGUUCCGCGUCAUGCUCUGCGCUGAGGACUUGCGCGUGAAGAUUAGCACACGGUCAGCAAGUUAUCACUGUCGCUGAAAGUGUUGCUCCUCAUCACCAUUUGCAACCAGUCCCCAAUUCACACCAAUUGAAACCACCGCCCCACAAAGGGAGGACAAUCGAGAGGUUUGACUAAAAUGAGGCUAGUGGGGGAGCAACCGAGGUUUCAUUCCUAUCCGUGCCUUCUGUUGACAUUCACUGAGAUCCCAGGCGUGCGGGCGGCUUUGUUGUGUUAUUUAGUUUGAGUUAAAUCCUUCAGUGCGUCUUCGUUGUCCUCUCAGCACCUGCCGCUCACCGCUGCUCCUACCUCAAAUUUUACCACUUCGAUCCAUCGAGGUAGGCGACAGGUGCCUGUUACCGGUUUGCUGCCAGUGAUUCAAGAGCUUUUAGCGUUCUAAACGAUUGAGUUAUUUUAAAACCAUUUGUGCAAUUGACAGACACUUUGUUAGCGGCAAUUUUCUUUGAUCAACACUGGCAAUCGUUAGGAGGAAGUCUAAAUACGAUCAUUUCCAUAUUCAUGGCAAAAUUGUUUUACGGACCCUUCGUCGUCCUUGGUGUCACCAGCUCCAUACGAGUCAGAAUUAAGACCCGUUUAACCAAGCAAGUCGAGAUCCUUAGGCAGAGGCGUUGUCGCCUAGAUGUCAUCUCUCGUCCGCCGGUCCUCUUAUUCUCUUAUCCUGCUCCCUAUUUAACCGGUAUAUCCCUUCAAAUUAUUUUUCCAAGGCACCUACUGACAGCUUAGUGCUUGUUUUUCUAUGGUAUACUCACUGUCUUGCCUUCAAAGCUAUCGAAUUAACUUUUUUUUUUCAAAAUCUGUAGGCAAUCUCGGACUCACUGUCCCGCGAGGUCGUGGAACAGAUCCAGCUCAAAGUGAUGGAGGUCUACUCCACAGAUGACAGACUCAUGGUGCAGGCUGCCUAUCGUCCAGAUGACGAUUACUGA
Molecule: messenger RNA, 7076 nt
Organism: Spirometra erinaceieuropaei
Lineage: Eukaryota; Metazoa; Platyhelminthes; Cestoda; Diphyllobothriidea; Diphyllobothriidae
Source: the annotation of a GenBank genome assembly